Messenger RNA from Filobasidium floriforme, 1992 nucleotides. RefSeq lists its product as uncharacterized. The transcript is spliced from 3 exons. NCBI's taxonomy places the organism in Eukaryota, Fungi, Basidiomycota, Tremellomycetes, Filobasidiales, Filobasidiaceae. The record is from RefSeq and is a predicted model, not a curated record. Bases 1 to 1992 code for a protein of 663 amino acids.
AUGACCGAGCCAUCGUUCUCAAUCAACACCGAAUGGUCUAAUAAUCAUACAGUGGACGAUCAACCCAUCACAUUUCGCAGGCAAGAGAUCCCAGAAAACGUGUACAAUUUGGCUAUCGACACUGACCAGCAGUACGGUAGCAGCAUCGACAACACCUAUCACUCAUCUAGGCCCGAGUCUUUCAUGACGACACCAGAGGAGCCCGUGUAUACUCAUCCUGUGACGAGCAGGGAAUCUAGAUCCUGGACUCGUGAAUAUUUCGGCACUGCUCCUCCUGAGCAAAGAUAUUCUUCCCCUGAAGCUGUCAAUCCCACCCUCCAGUACGACCCUUCCCUUUCGCAAGGGAUUUUUGGCAACACUAUGAGAAACCAUUGGCAAGCACUUGCUCACGAUCAGACGGGGCCUGCCAGUAGCAUCUAUACUGCCAUGCCUCCAGAAGACGUUCAAUCAUAUCUAGCCAGUACCGCCAAUGAUACUAUCCGUACUAGUGCUCUUUCUCGCCAAGUAUACCCCAUAGCAACGGGCGCUGGGCAUCAUCAGUUGCAGCAGAUAGAAGGCUUACCGCUAUCAGCACAGCACUGGCCACCCACUUCCAGUGUCCAUCUCGAUGCGGCUAUGUGGCACCCCGCGCCCACUGAAAGACCCCUCUCACCACAACCCGCCUCUUGCCAAUCCUCGCGCCUCAUUCAGCCGAGCAUACAAGCUCUGGGUAAGAGGAAACGGGUCGAACGUUCAGGGGUGAUUAAAGAAGGCACAUACCGCUUUCACGAUGACACUCCUGUGGAUUUUGAUCACAACGGAUAUCAUGGAAUGUCCCCAGCCAGCGAUGUGGGUACCACCAGGACAGCAUCUUUCUCAGGCAUGUCCACCUACCAGAACAGGAUGGGUCUGGGUUACCAAGAGGGCGCAUCGUUAAACAAGGUCAUUGACUCUGAUACUGGAGGGAGCCAGGCCAUCAAUCGGUCUUUGGAGUGCAAUGGAAAGAUCGGCUUUUGUGAUCUGCAGCAUCAUUGGGUCGUGCGGCCUUUCGAGAAAAAUGAGUUGCUCGUGGCGGACUUCCUGAGCCAGGUAUUGAGUAGCCAACCACUAGGUUGGCAUAUAUACUGGAUAACCCCUACAGCUUUUGCCCCGGACUGGUGGCCAAGAAUUGAUCGUCUCUCCAAUAUUGUGCAUUCAGAACGGCAACAGCUGUAUCAAUUUCUUUCCUGCUUCCGGACACACAAUCUUGACAUACAUCAGCAUGGCACUUGUGCCAUUGCAAGGGAUGAGAUCGAAGUUGCAAAGGGCCGCCAUAAAUCUUUCAAGAAAAAUGCGCUGUUGCAUACUUUUCAGAAUGAGACUGAACAGGAUUUGACAGAUUUAGCAAAGACGGCUGAACUGAUCUUGAAUAAACAUGGAAUAGCUUGGAAGACCUCUGGUAUUGCAAGCGACUUUCCAACCGCUCAUCCAGCCCGGUACCCCCUGACACAAUCAGAUUUCCAGUCAUCUUUGUCUGGUAUCAGCAGUGUCCAGACUUCAGGGAUGGCUCGAGACUGCUCUAGCAUACUGCCAUCGUCAUUAGGUCAUGGAUUGAUUUCCUACUCUACUGAGAAGAUGACUUUUGACGUAUACGGCUCGAAUCAAGUCAAUAAUAUUGCAGUCAAAAAGCGACCAAGGAUUGCAUUGGCCGCUCCCCUUGAGUAUACCCAGCUUGCUCCUAGCAAACCGAUCAUGGGAAAACAGUGUGGAGGGGAACUUUUGGCAUGUUCCUACAGGCGGCAAGAACCUGUGCAGCUCUUGACCGGUAAACAUCUGGAACUAUUUAAGCUAAUCUACGCAGGACAGACUGUUGGAAAAGAAAUUGACUGGAAUGUUUUUGCACCAGAAUUCAGAGGUAUGGGCAAAGGCGGAUCAAGAAGUCUUGGCCAUCUGGUGCAAGAUCAUUUGCCAGACACAUCAUCACCUAGGGACAUGUCCGAUUCUCCAAGACCAGUUACAGAAGAGAGGUCUUAG